Ilex paraguariensis (yerba mate) is the source of this 877-nucleotide messenger RNA. Lineage: Eukaryota; Viridiplantae; Streptophyta; Magnoliopsida; Aquifoliales; Aquifoliaceae. The record is from the annotation of a GenBank genome assembly.
AUGAAGUUAAUAGUCCGGACAUCUAUCACAUUGUGUUCAUCUGUCUAUCUUGCAACCAGUUUCUUUGGAUUUCUUCUGUUUGGGGAUCACACGCUGGAUGAUGUGCUUGCCAAUUUUGAUGGUGAUCUUGGCAUCCCAUAUGGAUCAUUGCUUAAUGAUGUUGUGAGAGUGAGCUAUGGUAUCCAUCUGAUGCUUGUAUUCCCGCUUGUAUUCUUUUCCCUUCGCCUUAACCUUGAUGGCCUUCUCUACCCAUAUGCUAUUCCUAUUGCCUUUGACAACCGGAGAUUCUUCUCAGUUACAACAGCUCUCAUGGGUUUCAUUUUUCUGGGAGCAAAUUUUGUGCCUAGUAUCUGGGAUGCUUUCCAGUUUACUGGUGCCACAGCUACGGUCGCUGUGGGUUUCAUUUUUCCAGCUGCCAUCACGCUUAGGGACACUUACGGAAUCGCAACAAAGAAUGACCAGCUAGUUUCAUGGAUAAUGAUAUUUUUUGCUGUGUCGUCGAGCACUGUGGCUAUAUCCAGUGACAUUUACAGCAUUUACAAUGGCAAAGGAGUUAAAAGUUAAAUUUUACAAGGAAUACUUGUUUAAUGGCUCGGUUAUCAUACAACUCAAUUUUGCCCCAGUAAUGCAUAUUUGAUUGACAGAGAUACUCAACUGCAGUUGAACCAAUGCUCCAGCGCCCCUAUCGAUUUCAACAAACAACUUUGAAUCUUCUACGGGUCGAGUGAGUCUGAGUACACUAGCCUGGCAGUUUUAUUUCAACUUCUUUUGUUCCCCCUUCCCUUUAGGAAGUUAGGAUCUUGGGUGAAUUUUGGAAAUGAACAAAAGAAUUUAACUUCUGAAUGUGAAUAUUUAACAAAUUAUGAUGCUGAUGGUG